AGGGAACAUAUUGUGCAAGUAGGCUUGCUUUUUUGCUUUGAGGAUGAUACUUUUGAUGUUGAUAUUCGAUCUUCUUUUGAGUUGUCUCUGACCAGCAUGAUGACUAGGUAAAUUAGAAAACGACUUUAUUACAUGAGAUAUUUUAAAAAUGGUAUUACAGUUUGCGCUUUUUCUUCCUUUAUUUAAUAGGAAGCAACUCGAAUGUAUUAUGGCUACUGUUGGAGGCAUUUCAACUGGGUGUGUCAGGUGAAGUGCACCGUCGCGUUGAUGUAUCUAUGAUGUUGCAUCCUUUUGCGCAAGAUUCAUUGUAUGUUCGUAUGUUGGCUUUGGAUACUUUGGAAGUUGAAUUCUUUGGAAAGCAAAGUCAUGCAGGCAUGGCUCCUUGGAACGGAAUUAAUGCGGUGGAUGCGAUUAUGCAAGGUUUUGAUAAUAUGGCUAUGCUUAGACAACAAGUACUUCCAAGCAAUAGAAUGCAUGGUAUUAUCACAGAUGGAGGUCAAGCCGCCAAUGUUAUUCCUGCUCAUUCUGCCGCACGACUUUAUGCACGAUCAGUCACACGAAAGCAAUUAGAAGACUUGAAGAUCAAGAUGGAAAAUUGUUUCAAGGCAGCAGCAAAAGCAACUGGAUGUACUUACAAAAUGUCAUGGGGUGCAAAGGGACCAGUGGAAGAUGUUUUUAUGAACACAACUCUUGCCGAAUAUUACAAGGAAUUGAUGGAACGACAAGGUGUUAAAUAUCUCCCUCGUGCUGAAGAAGAACAAAUCAUUGGAGCUUCUACUGAUAUGGGUAAUUUUAGUUAUGCUGUACCUUCUAUUCAUCCUGCUUUUGGUAUUGCCACUACUGCUACUAAUCACACCAAAGAAUUCGCUGAUGCUGCUGCUACUGAAAAGGCUCAUGAACUUACUCUCCGUGCUGCUAAAUGUCUUUCUCUUACUGCUGCUCGUGUUUAUCUUUCUGAAGCUUUCUAUAAGGCUGCUGUUGUGGAUUUUGAAAAAGGAAAACCUGAAUAAAAUAUAUAGUUUAGUUCUUUUUACAUAGUUAAAUUAGAAUAAACUUCUUUUUUUUUUGAACAAUUAUUUGAUUCUAUUCACCAUAAUGUAUUUGUACUCCGUCUGAAAUGCAAGCGAAUAGAAGAUUUUGUCAAACUAGGGACUUGCA
This is a messenger RNA of Halteromyces radiatus, 1158 nucleotides long. RefSeq names its product peptidase M20, dimerization domain-containing protein. Lineage: Eukaryota; Fungi; Mucoromycota; Mucoromycetes; Mucorales; Cunninghamellaceae. Gene Ontology annotation, molecular function: dipeptidase activity. The transcript is spliced from 5 exons. The record is from RefSeq and is a predicted model, not a curated record. The coding region runs from base 276 to 1010 and encodes 244 amino acids.